Sycon ciliatum is the source of this 3084-nucleotide messenger RNA. Its product is annotated as KIF-binding protein-like. NCBI's taxonomy places the organism in Eukaryota, Metazoa, Porifera, Calcarea, Leucosolenida, Sycettidae. The record is from RefSeq and is a predicted model, not a curated record. The transcript is spliced from 21 exons. Gene Ontology annotation, molecular function: protein binding. Bases 79 to 2385 code for a protein of 768 amino acids.
AUUUUAGAAAUUUUACUUUCAAAGAUUCUACAUUCAGUUCUAUAAUUUCAUCAUUAAUUUUGUCUUCUCUCGAGUACAAUGUCGGACGGUGAGGAUCAGACGCCAAAUAUCAGUGACGUGGGUAGCGAUGGGGAAGAGGAGACGUCAGCUGUAGAUUCCUUGGAUCUUCCCAAGGUCCCCAGUGAACCCCAACCAGUCAUUCCUGAACUGUACAGCAAAUUUCUGGAACAGCAAGAGAAGUCUGAGGAUGAUCCUCCAGAAACACCGUACAAGUCCAAGUAUGCCGCUCGGAAGUUCUUGCGGGAACUCCACGGUCUACUCGCGACUGAACUGGACCUCCGUUUCCGUGCUCUGGACAUCUCGUCGACCUCCAGUGAAGGCGAGAGCACGUGCAGCGAGCCCACCGUGAGCGAGGAUGCCUCGCAGCGCAGUGCUGGCAAGGCUGGUGAGGACAGUUCGGAGGAGGCCACUGUGGGCAUGGCAGGUGAGGACAAUUCGGAGGAGGCCAGUGUUGGCAUGGCAGGUGAGGACAGUUCGAAGGAGGCCAGUGCUGGCAAGGUUGGUGAGGACAGUUCGGAGGAGGCCAGCGUUGGCAAGGCUGGCGAGGACAAUUCGGAGGAGGCCAGCGCUGCCAGCUCCACAUGCACGGGCAGCAGCAGCGGCGGUGGCGAAAAUGUGGCGUCCACGGGCGGACUGGUCGAUUUGCAGGUGCCGCGGAAUAUCCUGAACAUGCUGCUUGGACAUCUUCAUCUCCAGCUUGGCACCAACUACUGCAGCACGGAACAAACCAGCGAGGGAGAGCGAAAUCUCUUGAAGGCCUAUGAGUACCUGACGCCGUAUCGGAAAUCGUCCGAGUGCAUUCUCGGCUUUGUGCUCACAUGCAAUCAGAUCGGAUACGUGCUGUCGAAUCGAAUGGACCACAAGAAAUCGCUUCCGUACCUGAAGGAAGCCGAGGAUGUCUACACUCAGUACAUGACUACCGGAGAGGGGCUAACGAGGACACCGCGCGGCGUGCACGAGCUGUUUGUGCCGAGUCUGAAGUCAGAAGAUGGCAUCGCAGAGCUGCACCGGGGCCACACCCACACGCUCUACUUCCUCGCGCAGGUCUUCAAGGAAAUGGACCAAACCGACCUGUCUGCGCAGUACUGUAGUGCAACGCUGCAACGUCAGCUGAAGAAUGGCGUCGAGGAUGGCUAUGACUGGGCAUUGAACUGCGGUACUCUCAGCUGUUACUUUCUCAGCCAGUGUCGUUAUGCGGAUGCACUCUACUGUCUUGCCGCAUCAUCAUGCAUGCUGUCCCAGCAAGCCCGUCAAGUGCAAAGUGCAGCAGCAGCAGCGGCGGCGGCUGGUGGCAGUGAAUCCACACCGACUGUCAGCGAGGACAACCAGCGUACGGUAGCGAGCGUGUCUCGGCUGUGGGUGGUGUACGCCAUGAACUUACUCGACGACUCAAAGCAGGAGAUUGAGCUGCUGUCACGGCUGUCAGAGGAAGAAGUCGCCGCGCAUCUCAAAAUGCGAGAAAUAGAGAAGAAGAGAAAAGAUGCUGCUGCAGCGGUCUCUGCAGGAAGCGAGGAUUCCGAGGCACAUGACAAUGCAUCCAGUGACGUCCUGAAGUCAGUGCAGUUUGCCAUCGAGGGCACGGACGCAUACGUAAAGGAUGUUCCGACCGACUAUGUCGCAGACUUUGACCAGGCGCGUCAGCUGUUCCUACUCGGUCAGAGGCACAUCGAGCUGGCAAGGAAGUACUUUUCCCUCGACGACCACUGCACGGACUAUGUGGAGCUGAUUCAGAACCACAGCAAGCUCUUCCAUCGACUGGCCGUCUUCGAGAAGGACUCUGAUCGUGUCUGCAAGAUGCAUCGGCGGCGCGCCGAUAUGCUCUUGGGAACGGCGCUUUGCCUUAACCCACAGUUCUACCUGCACAUUGUACGUCAGUUGAGAUUCGAAGCAGCAGAGGCCCUUGUGUCGCUACUGGAUAUCAAGCUUGAAACCUUCGACCGUGCCAAGGAGGCCGGAGAGAAAAUCGAUCAGAAACUCGCCAAGAAGAUUAAUAUGCUCAUUGGACAAGCUAGAGAGCAGUUUGAGGCAUUCUACAAAUCUCUGAGUGACCUCAAGGGUAACAUGCCGGAAACGCUAUCCGAGGACAUUGCCAGACCAGCUCUACUUUGCAAGUUCCAUAUUGCACGACUGCACAGCAAGGUUAUCACCCUGAAUCCGGCACAGCGCAUACAGAACCUGAAAGUCAGUCUCCAACUUCACAAGGAGAUCGUGGAGCAGUGCCACAAGCAAGACGACUUGGCCAAAGCUUUCCAGGUGGAGCUCGAGAUAUCCAGGGAGAUGGCGAUACUGCUACCACGACAGCUGGAUCUCCUGUCCAAAUCCUAAGGGGAACAGCUGCGAUUACAACACCCCCCCCCCCACACACACACACACAAACAGCGUCUUACCGAGCUUGAAGCUGAUGGUAAUGUUUGCGUACUGGCAGAUGUCCAUACACCCUGUCAGCAUUUGCGCAUGUGCACGGUCCGCUGCCCAGCCACUCUUCAACUCUAUAACGUGCUUUGUGAGUGCUAGUCUGCUACGCUGAACAUCACAACGUGUAAUGUCAUUAUAGCACUGCCAACUUGUCAGUGUACUCCAUCCCUGUCACUAGUUGUCCUUUAGGAGAAUUGUAGAAAUAUUUUCCAAUUAUUUUUCUACCAACAGCAGUGCACUAGUGGAAGAGGGAACUUUGUGUUUGAGUACUCGGCUAGUGGCCAUGUCUAGCCAGUUCUCUUCUGUUCCCAAGUUCCUAUCUUCCUGUAGCGCUUAUGUGUGCACACUAUUCCGCUCCGCUGUCUUUCGUCGCGCUGCCACUGUGCUGAGCAGGGAGUAGUGAAAUACCGGUAUUUUACUACUCCCUGGUGCUGAGCUGUAGUGGCACUGGUGUCGUGAAUGCACGUCGGCCAUUAUUUUCUUCCGCAAGAUUUUGACUUUUUCAGGCUGCUCAGACCCCAUUAAUGCAGCCAGUUCAUGUUUCUGACAAUACUUACCUCAGCAUUGCUCUAUCUCUGGACUGCACGAUUUUGAAUUGUGUUGCUGUAA